This is a messenger RNA of Telopea speciosissima, 1434 nucleotides long. RefSeq lists its product as uncharacterized. NCBI's taxonomy places the organism in Eukaryota, Viridiplantae, Streptophyta, Magnoliopsida, Proteales, Proteaceae. The transcript has a single exon. The coding region runs from base 1 to 1434 and encodes 477 amino acids. The record is from RefSeq and is a predicted model, not a curated record.
AUGAGUGUUGUUCAAUAUCCAGACGCCAUUAAUGCCCCAGACCUUCAGAUAUGGAACAAUGCCGCCUUCGACAGUGGAGAUAAAGAUGAAUCGGCUGCCAUGAACACUUCUUGGUGUUCCCUGCAAUCCAUCUCCAUCGGUCGUUCGGAAUCACAAGAAUCUGAUUCCAGCAAAGAAAAUCUUAGUCCUGAUUUCUGCAAAUCGAAUGUUUCUUUGAAAUCUUCAAGACCCCUCAAGCCCCUUCAACAAAACGAUGCCAAUGGAAGAUCAGAAGGGAAGCCAUUGAAGCUUCUCUUCAAACAGGGUAUUCUUCUUCCUUCCCCAACUAUACCUUCCACCAAGACUGAAAAUGAAGUUGCCCGUGAUGACAGCAACAUCGAUACUGAGAUCGAGGAGAUUGAAUUGGAGAUCAGUCGUUUGACAUCCAAAUUAGAAGCACUGCGCCUUGCAAAGACAGAGAAGAAUUUGAAAACCAUUGAAAGGCGUCGAGGGACCGGUCAUGCAAAGUUCACGGAGGAGAAACAGAACUCAAAGAAUUCAGCCACAGCAAUAAAGAUCGAAGAGCCUCCAGCAACGACCACCGGUACAAAAUUCCGGCGCAGGGGCGUCAGCCUGGGUCCAGCGGAGGUCACCGCCGGCAUCAGUUCACGGCAGACGGGUAAGCUAGAAAUAACCCCUAUUCAAUCAAUACAGAACCGCCGGAAAUCGUGCUUUUGGAAGCUUGAAGAUAUCAAAGAAGAGGUGACGAAGCAGAAAAGACGAGGCUUGAGUUCAAGCCCAAAAUCACGCUUGUCUGUUUCCAAGAUCCAAGCUUCCAAACAAGCAUUGACGACUGUAGGUUCAAAGAAAUAUAUGAAACAAGAUGAUGCAGUCAUGUCAUCGAUUCAACCUCAAAAGCUAUUCAAAGAAGGAGAAAAAUCUGUUGCCUCCAAGAAACCGCUAAGACCUGGGAGGGUUAUAGCAAGCCGUUACAAUGAGACUCCCGCGAAGUAUACUGGAAAUUCCACAAAAACUGAUCAGAGGAAGAGGUCCUUGCCUGAGAAUGACAAAGUCGACACUAAAAGAUUCGAUAAGAAACGGUUCUCAGUUGGAAAAUUGCAGGGAUUUCAAUCUGAACCAGGGUGGAAUCAAGUAAGCGAAAAAAAGGUGAAGAAGAGGUGGGAAAUUCCCAAUGACGCUGCAAUGGAUCUGAGUAAUAGUCUGGUGAAUGGAUCACAACUUUCCGUUCUGAAAAUUGCUGAUUUGCUCCCAAGGAUCAAGACCGUACGAUGCACUGAGGAAAGCCCACGAGAUUCCGGACCUGCUAAGAGGGUAGCAGAGUUAAUUGGGAGAAAAUCAUAUUUCAGCACCGAGGAAACAGAUGUAGAGACGUCAGUUUUUCAAGCUUUGAGUUUCGAUGAAGAGGGCGAAGAAGAAGAACUAAGUGGAAAAUAA